This is a messenger RNA of Lathyrus sativus (Indian pea), 927 nucleotides long. NCBI's taxonomy places the organism in Eukaryota, Viridiplantae, Streptophyta, Magnoliopsida, Fabales, Fabaceae. The record is from the annotation of a GenBank genome assembly.
AUGGGGGAAGAGAUACGAACAGACGAAGAGCGUGUAACGGAGUGGGAAAAGGGUCUACCCAACUUUCACGAUCUCACUCCUCUUUCCAUGGCGUUGAUUCCACCGGAGCUAGCUUCCGCUUUCAGCAUCUCCCCGGAGCCUCACCGUACACUCAUCGACGUCAAUCGCGCCUCCCGCAACACUCUCUCUAUCCUCCGCGGCGGCGGAACAAAUCAACAAACGUUCUCAUCCAACAACGACGAGAUUAUCGAAGAAGAUGAAGAAAUGGAAGAGGAAACCGAUCGGGACGGUUCCGGUUCGGAUUCGCGAAAGCAUAGGAAGAUCGAUUCCGCUACGGAGGAAGCGGAUUCGGCGGUUAGAACAGAGACGACGCUGAAACGGCCGCGUUUAGUGUGGACUCCGCAGCUUCACAAGAGAUUCGUCGACGUUGUGGCUCAUCUCGGGAUAAAAAACGCGGUUCCGAAAACGAUUAUGCAGUUGAUGAAUGUGGAAGGGUUAACACGCGAGAAUGUUGCUAGUCAUCUUCAGAAGUAUCGGCUUUAUCUGAAGAGGAUGCAAGGUCUUUCAAACGAUGCUCCUUCUUCUUCUGAUCAUCUUUUUGCUUCUACUCCUGUUCCUCAGAGUUUGCAUGAAUCUGCUUCUGCUGUGAAUUCUCAUUCGCAAUCGAAUGGACAUGGGAACUCGCAUUCGCAUCAUUCUGUUACGAUUUCUAUGCCUUAUCCACCGCCGCCUCCGCCGAUGAUGUCUAUGCCUUUACUUGGUAUGCCGCCGCAUCCUCAUGGUCAUAUGGGAAUGGCUUUACAUCCUCCUUCUGGUUCUUCUUCUUACCGGUCGCAUCCCUUUAACAUGAUGCAUCAUAGGGAUUGGCCUCCUCAUCCUCACUCUCAUUCCCACCCUCACAUGUCUCCUAAUGAUAGUAAUAAAUAG